AUGGAGGUGGAGGAGGAGGAAAGACGCUCUCCACACGAUCAUGUGGAUCGGUGUGUUCCCGAGAGCUUCUUUGAUCGCGUAACGCAAGGGUUACGCGACGAUCUCGAGCAUGAGCGGAAUAGGCGUCUCCAGAUGGUGGACACUGCCUCGAAGCAUCGAGCUGAGUUUGCCUUUGCUCAGCUUGAGAACGAGAGAUCUCUGACAUCUCUUCGUGACGAGCUAAGGGUAGCUCGUGGGAUUGUUGAUCGGUCUCGGGCUGGGAUAACUGCUCUUCAGACCCUUGUUGAUGCCCACCAUCAGGAGCACAAGGCUCUCUGCGAGAUGCUUGAGCGCAAGGGCGUUCUUCAUCGGAAGAAGCAGCGUACUGAUGGUACGGCUUAA
Molecule: messenger RNA, 381 nt
Organism: Peronospora matthiolae
Lineage: Eukaryota; Oomycota; Peronosporomycetes; Peronosporales; Peronosporaceae
Source: the annotation of a GenBank genome assembly